Syzygium oleosum is the source of this 1551-nucleotide messenger RNA. Its product is annotated as IAA-amino acid hydrolase ILR1-like 5. Lineage: Eukaryota; Viridiplantae; Streptophyta; Magnoliopsida; Myrtales; Myrtaceae. Gene Ontology annotation, molecular function: IAA-Ala conjugate hydrolase activity. The record is from RefSeq and is a predicted model, not a curated record. The transcript is spliced from 5 exons. Bases 95 to 1426 code for a protein of 443 amino acids. Gene Ontology annotation, biological process: auxin metabolic process. Gene Ontology annotation, cellular component: endoplasmic reticulum.
CGUCUCUCCCCUCUUUGACUAACUACUGUCCGACGUCGAAGCAUCGAGCUUGCUCCGAUCUGUUCCCUCGUUUUCCCCUCAUCAAAUUCGGGAGAUGGCUCGCCAACUGAGGAACGGCUCUCUCCUCGCCCUCGUCUUCCUCGCCGCUUCCCUCCACGCCGUCCGCUGCGCCGCCACCGCCGCCGCCGGCCGCAGCAGCAGCCACCACCACUACGACCGGGCCUACGCCGACGAGCUCCUGGGCUCGGCGAAGCGGGACCAGCCGUGGCUCACGUCCGUCCGGCGGCGGAUCCAUGAGUACCCGGAACUCCGGUUCGAGGAGCACAACACCAGCUCCCUCGUCCGGGCCGAGCUCGACCGGCUCGGCAUCCCCUACUCUUACCCCCUCGCCGGCACCGGCGUCGUCGCCGUCGUCGGGUCCGGGUCAUGGCCCGUCGUCGCCCUCCGGGCCGACAUGGACGCCUUGCCUUUGCAGGAACUUGUCGAGUGGGAGCACAAGAGCAGAAUUGAUGGCAAAAUGCACGCUUGCGGGCACGACGCCCAUACGGCCAUGCUUCUUGGUGCUGCGAAAUUACUGAAUGAACGGAAAGAUAAACUUAAGGGGACCGUAAGACUUAUUUUCCAGCCUGCUGAAGAGGGAGGAGCUGGUGCUACCCACAUGAUCAAAGAAGGCGCGCUGGGUGAUGCUGAAGCAAUAUUUGCAAUGCAUAAUGAUUAUACAACGCCCACAGGAAUCAUAACUUCACUCGCUGGCCCGAACUUAGCUGCUGUUUGCAUCUUUGAAGCUAAAAUAGAAGGAAAAGGCGGGCAUGCGGCAGCACCUCAUAAUAGCGUGGAUCCGGUACUCGCUGCUUCAUUCGCCAUCUUGGCACUUCAACAGCUUGUCUCAAGAGAAGCUGAUCCGCUCCUCAGUGAAGUGGUCUCUGUUACCUAUGUUAGAGGUGGGAGUGGAUUGAAUAUAAUUCCUCCAAUCGUCAAAUUUGGUGGCUCGCUCAGGAGUCUAACAACUGAAGGCCUGCAACAACUCCAGAGGAGAUUGAUUGAGGUCAUUGAAGGUCAGGCGGCUGUACACAGAUGUAAAGCCUAUAUCGACAUGAAAGAGGAUGAACAUCCAACAUAUCCGGCUGUUGUGAAUGACGAAGCUCUAACACUGCAUGUCGAGAGGGUCGGGAGGCUUCUGUUGGGUACCGAAAAUGUCAUUGUAGGCAAGAAGGUCAUGGCCGGCGAAGAUUUCGCCUUCUACCAAGAACAGAUUCCUGGCUUCAUGCUCGGCAUUGGCAUCGGAAACAAGGACGUGGGGUCAGUUCAUUCCCCGCAUUCCCCUUAUUUUUUCCUCGAUGAAGACGUGCUCCCAAUAGGAGCAGCAGUACAUGCCGCUUUGGCAGAAGUAUAUUUGUCAGAGCACCAGCAUUCAUCUGUACAGUAAAGAAAUUUAGUGAACGACGUGAGUAGGCAAAGAUGGAGUUUCCCUUAACUGUACUUGUUACCCCUAAUCCUGUAAUGUACUAAAAAAUAAUGUCUCAAACAGAAUAUCAUGGGGUAAUUUUUGUU